ACUGCAUGUCACCACAGCAACGAACGCACACGUUCCAAACCAGGAAGUGCAAUCAAAACCAAACGGCGCACGUUAGCAUUACCAGCCAUUGUGCGUGUCUGAUUUUCUUGUGAAAACAAUGACUUAUUUCUCGAAAACGAUUGGCAAUCAAACGGUGAUCACUGACACUGACAAGAAAAACAUAGACACGGUCUUCCGGCUUUGUGACCAAGACGGGAAAGGUUACCUGAGCAGAGAGGACAUGAAGGUUGCUGUCGUUAUGCUGUUUGGAUACAAACCAUCAAAAUCAGAAACAACCAUUUUAAUGGGUCAAGACCAAGCAGCAAAUUCACCAGGCGUCUCUGUGGAGCGGUUCGUACCCCUCAUGGGGAGGAAGUUGUCAGGGGAGGAUCCUUACGACAAGACGAGGCAGAUCUUCAACGCCUUUGAUGUUCACUGUCGAGGCUUCCUGAAGCUUGAGGACUUCCAGACGGCUUUCAAACAAGUGGCCCCUGCCCUCCCUGAGAGAACUGCUCUGGAGGCUUUCAGGUACGUGGACCAGGACUGCGAUGGUCAUGUUAGUUUCAAGGACUUUGAGUGUGCCAUCAACUAUGGACUCGCCAACAGCUGACACACACACACGCAGACACACACAUACAGUGCUGUCCUCCACACUACACUUUGUUUUGUUUUUUGUAACAGUUGUUCAAUUUGAAAUGGAGUUGUGUUAUAUAUAUAUAAGACU
Osmerus eperlanus (European smelt) is the source of this 724-nucleotide messenger RNA. RefSeq names its product EF-hand calcium binding domain 11 (gene efcab11). Gene Ontology annotation, molecular function: calcium ion binding. Bases 119 to 610 code for a protein of 163 amino acids. The transcript is spliced from 6 exons. The record is from RefSeq and is a predicted model, not a curated record. NCBI's taxonomy places the organism in Eukaryota, Metazoa, Chordata, Actinopteri, Osmeriformes, Osmeridae. Gene Ontology annotation, cellular component: cytoplasm.